UAUGGAGUCGAAGCGGAGAUUCGCUGUGUGUAUUAAAUUUUGAAUUCGGACAUAACGGCUCCAACAACACAUCUGAUCGGAUUUUUAAUUUGCGCGCGGGCAUUAAACUUAAUCAUUGCUAAAUAAUAAUCAUUUGUACAGAAUUUGUUAGUGUGAUGUGCGCAGCAAGUUGUUGCAAUUUUCAAUGAAGUGAGUGUGCCUGAAUUUGCACACUACUGCCACUCCAUAUAUUCGGGAUUUUUCUAAAAAUCUUGCAGUUGUUUUAACCAUACCAUGGAAGUCAACUCGGCAACUUUACCAGUCCACCAAGCGCCUCCGACUGUUAAUUAUUACUACCAUCCAGCUCACAUCGCUAAUCCUUCUAUCGACCAUUACUCUUCUUUAACGGCUGCUCCAGGCGGCUCCCAUUCGGCCCAUCCGGGUGUGCACCAUCACCAGCCGGUGACCUUUAAUGCCUGGAAAGCCAAUACCAUCUCAUCGGCCGGCCUCUCGUCGUCAUGGCCAGAUGCACCCAUUUACCACAAUGUAGCCAUGUCAUCACAUAAUGCCUACGAAGAAAGUGCUCCUCCUGUGUACGAAACGGAAUUCCCUGUUUAUAAUGAUGGUCCAAGUCUCGGGUCCAGUGAGCCAAAAUAUGAUCACACAAGGGAUCCAUAUAUUCAACAUUAUCCAGACGACAAACAAUACGUCUCGCGUGCCACCGCUGAAAUGCUGCUGUCCUUAAAACAAAUUAAUUUCGGGGAAGACCAUAACCGCCACUACAGUUAUCCGUCACCGCAACACAUCCAGUACGAACAAAGGCCAGCGACUGUCGAAUAUGGACACCGGUACACUCCGCAGCCGGUCAGUGUAAACUUCCAGAUGACCAUGUCCUGCAUUAGCGGCGUGGCGUCUGUUACAAAUCCCUACCAGCGAUCGACCAAUCCUCCCGCACUCCCGUCAACACUACCCAAAACAUCCCAUGACCUUUAUCGAAAAAAACAUGGCAGCUCGCUGCUGUCACACAGCCGAUCUGGUUGCGAUGUCAUUAAUCAGCAUGGCGAAAAGGUCAACAUUUGCGGAAUCUGUCGGAAAUCGUACGCCCGUCCGUCGACGUUAAAAACCCACAUGCGAACACACAGUGGCGAAAAGCCGUACACCUGCACUCUGUGCCCUAAGACAUUUACCCAAGCGGCCAAUCUGACGGCUCACAUGCGCACACAUUCGGGUGAAAAGCCGUUUCUGUGUCCCGUGUGUGACCGGCGUUUCUCGCAGAGUUCCAGCGUUACCACACAUAUGCGGACUCAUAGUGGUGAGCGGCCGUAUCGGUGUCGUGUGUGCAAGAAAGCCUUCAGUGACAGCUCCACACUGACAAAACACACUCGGAUACACAGCGGAGAAAAGCCCUAUCAGUGUCACCUUUGUUUAUUAAAAUUUUCUCAAUCCGGAAAUCUCAAUCGGCAUAUGAAGGUACAUAUGGCUGAACGGAGUGGUCAGCUGAACUGAAUGUCUUUUUCACAUACAUUUCUUGCCCAUUAGAUUACUCGUUUAUAUAAGAAAUGCAUUUCGUGUGUUGGUAGUCAUUUUUGGUAAUUUUUUUGCUCCGUAUUUUGGUACUGCAUCGCUG
Paramacrobiotus metropolitanus is the source of this 1606-nucleotide messenger RNA. RefSeq names its product myoneurin-like. Gene Ontology annotation, cellular component: nucleus. Gene Ontology annotation, biological process: regulation of transcription by RNA polymerase II. NCBI's taxonomy places the organism in Eukaryota, Metazoa, Tardigrada, Eutardigrada, Parachela, Macrobiotidae. Gene Ontology annotation, molecular function: DNA-binding transcription factor activity, RNA polymerase II-specific; RNA polymerase II cis-regulatory region sequence-specific DNA binding. The record is from RefSeq and is a predicted model, not a curated record. The transcript is spliced from 2 exons. The coding region runs from base 274 to 1485 and encodes 403 amino acids.